Chrysemys picta bellii (western painted turtle) is the source of this 2820-nucleotide messenger RNA. Lineage: Eukaryota; Metazoa; Chordata; Testudines; Emydidae. The record is from RefSeq and is a predicted model, not a curated record.
GCCUGCUACCAGUGAGCUGGGAUCUUUCUCCCCUGUCAAUGUUCCUAGAGCCCCACUCACCCCUUGCCAGUGACGGCAAGAUUCCUGCUGGCUCAUGGGGGCAUGAGCUCCCUUUCCUGGUUACCUGCCAGGACCCUGCAUUCUCCACCAGGCCGCAUGUGUGUGUGUGUGUGGGGUGGGGGGGAGUCCCCUUCCCCUUCCCCUUCAGCCACUGGCUCUGGGCUACCACUGGAGGAGGAUAUUAGAUGAGCAAUUGUUACAACCUGCAACCGCAGCUCCUCAGCGCCCGUCUGGCUUCCCCCAGCCCCAGUCCUGCAGUGAGGGGCUUGGGAAGGGCGGGGUCCAUGACUGCUGUGUUAGGGCUACCCCAAGGUGCCUAGGCAAAGCUGCCCCACUGCUUUGUAAGGUGGCCCGAUUUGCAUGGCAGUGUCUGGCGCUGGUGCUGCCUGGGUGCCAGGCUGGGUGCAUGCCCCGCGCUGUCUCGCCCGCUCUCCUCCCGUUGCAGUGAGAUGCUCCGGUACUUCGAUCAGCUGGGGAAGCGCAAACGGGCCCAGGCCACCAACCUGUGGAACGAGCCCGCGGACGACACCCACAUGGAGCGGGACGACGACCGCGAGCUCUACAACCUGCUGCAGAAACGGGCCAGGCUACGCCGGGGCUCGGAGGGCUACCGACGCCUGAGCUUCGACAUCAGCGCCCACCGCCAAAUCCGCCGCGAGGUGAAGGACCGAUGGAGGCAGAUCCUAGAGGUCCUGGGGUUCAGCGCCGAGGCAGACGGCUUGCUCGACAUCACCUCCACGGCCUCCUACAGCUCCCUGCGCCAGCCCCUGCAGGCCCGCCAGCUCCUCACUGCCCUGGCCGAGCAGACCAGCCUCUUCGACCGCCACUGCAGCCUCCCAGAGCGAUACCUCUUCGUCCUGGACCGGCUGCUCAUCCUGGAUGUGGGGGAUGACUUUCUCUCCGCCGCCCGGUGCUACUACCCCCUGGAGGCCGAGGAGGGGCCCCCCAGCGAGGAGGAGCCCCCCAGCCAGGAAGCCGUGCUGGUGACGCUGAGCCCGGCACCCCAAGGCGGGGAAGAGGAGGAGGAAGAGGAGAUGGCCACAGUGAUGGAUGAAGAGUCCCUGUUGGUCAAGCUGAUAGAGUGAGGCCUGCCCUCGGGGGCAGCCAGGUUAGGCUGAGAGCUGCCCCAGCGUGUUCUGCUGCUGCUGGUGGGGGGGCACAGUGCUGAGCAGGGGGUCACGGCCCCCCUCACGGCACCGUGGCCUGUUGGCAGCCCAAAUCUGCUGUGUGCCCCCCUCUGCUGCCCUCUUACCUGCCUGCAGAACCCCCUCCCCUCCCGCUGCCUGGCCUCCCCAGUCCCUACCCUUCUCCAGCUGGGCUUGGGGCCACCGGGCCCUUCCCGAAGGGGGGUGGGAGCUGCCGGCCUGUUGGGAAUGAGGGUCCGGUGGUGGCCGUCGUAUGGAACAGGGUGGGAUGUGCCCGCUCAGCCAGCUCUAGCCAUCCCUGACCAGUGCCUCUGGCCCUUACCCCCAUUCUAACGAAUGACGCAGUAGAGCCGGGGAUGAAGAUGGUGCCGCUCCCCUUCCCCUGCAGCCCAGCACGUGGCAGCAGAGGGGCGGCUGUGCCUGGCCUUGCCGCUGCAGGGUUGGCUCAUGUGUCACCCCCAAGCUGGGGGAUUAAGGAGGCAUCUAUCUUUGUGCUAGUUCAAAGCACACACACACCCCGGCUUUGGCAGCAGGCCCUGUGAAGCAGUUAACAAGUCUCUGAUUAUGUUGUUUACCCGACCCCUCGCUGUCCAUCUUCCUCCCUUUGCUGCCCGUGCACCCAGGCCAGGCGAGAGCAGGGGGCUGGGUGCUCCCUGGAGCUUUGCGCCGGGAACCAGCAGCAGUGGGGGGGGUGUGAAGAGCCCCCGGGGGUGGGGAAGAGGAGUAGGACCAGAUUGCCUUCGAGGGCUCGUCUAUUUCAGCGGCAGGGAGUGGGCGCUGGCGGCCAGCUGGCCAGUCCAAAGGGCAAGCACGCGGUGUCCCCGGGCUGGGGAAAGGUCAGCCACGCUCUGUGCGCCAGGCUGGGAUUAGAGGCCGCCUCGCAGGGCCGGGGUCCAGCCUCCGGGACGCAAAGGGACACAGGGAGCUUUGCUGCCUGGCGGGGCACCUGUGGCCUCAAGAGGAGACGAGCGAGGCAGAGGCCGGGAUCAGGACAGGCCAUCCCCCCCCUCCCUCGGCAAAGGGGGGCUCCCUGAUCUUAGGUGUAAUGGUGUAACUUCUGCCCCAACCCCCAUGCUCCUGCCCCCUUCCCCAGCCCAGAGUCGCCGUGACUCUGUAUGACCAGGUCAAGCAGCCGUAAAAGGGCUGGGAAGGCGCAUUAGUGGGGGGGGCGUUUCCUGGGGGGGGGAUGGGUGUUACAUGCAGAAGGGGCUCUUCCAACCCCUUGACUGGGCACAGGGAUUACAGCUCCAGCUUCUGGAGUCCUGGGCUGAGAGUUUGGCUUUAAAAAAAAUAAAAAAGAAAGAAAAUAUAUUGCUAGUCCUCAAGGAUGUAAAGAACAAGUUUGAAAAUGUGAGCUGGGGUGGGGGGUGUCACCACUGCCUGCCUGAGUCCGCAGAGAGCCUAAAACAACAGCGCCAAGAGGGGAGAAAUUGGUCCAUUCAUCUUAAUGCUGACAGCUGCCGUCACCCCAUGGAGGGGUAGGGCCGCGGCCUGCAGGUGGGACUAUGGGGCACAAGGUGGGUUGAGUCUAGUGCCCCAUAUUGCCUUGGUUCGGCUAGGGUGGCUGUUGGGUUGUCAGUACUCACAGCCGUGGCCCCUGGGCUGUGGGGGUGGG